Messenger RNA from Haliotis rubra (blacklip abalone), 1944 nucleotides. RefSeq lists its product as uncharacterized. The coding region runs from base 182 to 1186 and encodes 334 amino acids. NCBI's taxonomy places the organism in Eukaryota, Metazoa, Mollusca, Gastropoda, Lepetellida, Haliotidae. Gene Ontology annotation, biological process: biological process involved in interspecies interaction between organisms. Gene Ontology annotation, cellular component: external side of plasma membrane. Gene Ontology annotation, molecular function: carbohydrate binding. The record is from RefSeq and is a predicted model, not a curated record. The transcript is spliced from 7 exons.
ACAGUUUAUGCAGACGAUAUAAUUCCACAUCGCCAGCUCAUGUAAAAAAAAGGAGCAAGUGUUGUUCGAGUGCUGGUCAAUAGAUCACCACUCCCUCUAGGUUGGCCUUGGGAGUUGUCGAGAACCCGGGGAGAUCAAUGCAUUGUACAAGCACACCUCGUUGAUGUAGGUCCUGUCGACGAUGACGCUCAUCCAUCACCCGAUGUCUGCCUCGGUACUGUUGAUCCUGGGGGUAUUCGUGCCAGCGGCCAGUUAUGUCGUGCUUCCGGCAGAGGAACAUGCAGAUGCCAGGGAUGUCUGCAUCGCCAUUAACCAGAAACUACUUACGGUACAGUCGUUGGAGGAGAAGGCCACGUUGGAUGCGUUUAUGUCGUCAAGUAACAUGGAAAGUGAUCCGUGGAUUGACGUCACCUAUGACUCGGGACAAGGAAAGCACAUUCUUACUUCCGGACAGCCUAUCACGUGGUCAGACUGGCUGAACGUGUCCGCUCCACUGGAGCCACGGGACGAGGCCACGAAGAGGUGCGUCAAAGUGGAGCGCAACACCGACAACACGUGGCUCUCUACCUACUGUCAUGACAUAUACCUGACUAUCUGCGGAGAGUUAGGAGUGUACUUCAACCUGUCGGUGGUGACGUACACUGAGGCCAAGGCGGCGUGUGCCGCACAGGGCUCGGUCGUAGCCAAGGUGCAGAACCAAGUAGAACUGGAGGCCUUCAUCGACGUGCUCAACAAUGCUUCCACCAUUGGUCUCCCCUGGUUAGGCAUUGAGUUUAAUGACACGGGUUACGUGUUCAGUGACGGAAGUGAUGUCACGUGGUUCAAAUGGAAAACUUUGGACUUCCGUGAACCGGAAGGCCUGUCAUGGAAACUCUGUGUGGUUUAUGACCACCAGUACCGUGGGUGGAAGGCGGAACAGUGCACAAGAACUGCCUCAGUCAUCUGUCAAGAAAAGAAAGUUACUCCCAAUUACCGGCUGUUAGCCAUUGAUGCCGAUCUACCCUUGGCGCCAUCUUUUACCAUAGUAACGAAAAUCCACAACAAGUGUGCAAUGAUUUGUUACGACCAGUCAUGUACACAUUUCACCGUAGAUGGAGAAGAAUGCCGUCUUUAUUAUGCCACGGGAACGCAGACUUGGACGCCGCUGGUGGGGGCCACGCUCUGGAUUGAGGGGGAACAACUCUAAACAUCAUAACGUGGGUGCAAAACUCAUGGCCUACAAGUUCGUGGCUGCGAUUAAGGGAAACCAUGUCAGUUUGAAAGGACAAAGUUGGAAACCAGACCUUAAUGAGUGCGGGUCCUGCCUCUUGAAGAUGCCCUGAAGGUCUGAAGGGUCGCUGCAUCAGACACGGACACCCGUACGUCUAAACCAGGGAUGCCAGGAACAUGAAUCUGCAAAUCUCGGUUUUGUAUUUAAAUAUAGCACUCAACAGAAAGAGUAUUUAUCGUUGACACACAUGCCUAUUAUGUAUGGCCUUCCAUGAUGGCCUUGUAUGUAUAGCCUUGUAACUAAUAAACAUACCGUGUCUCUUCAACAAAGAGAGUUUUGUUCGAGUUGUUUUGAACGUUCUAUGGUUCUAUCGCUGUAUUCUUGAGUCUGCUAUCACUGAUGAGGAAAUAAGUUCAUGUCUUUUUCAUCUGAAAAAUGGCAAGUCAGUUGGUAGAGAUGGUGUAAUUGUUGAACUUUAGAAAUCAUCUAUACAUAUUAUUAUGCCUUUUUUAAAGAUAUUGUUUAAUAGUAUUUUUAACACAGGUGUUUUUCCCAUGGCUUGGACGAAAGCAAUAGUUAUUCCUUUACAUAAAAAGGGUGAUCGCAAAAACCCAGAUAAUUACAGGGGGAUUUCUUUAUUGUGUAUAUUAAGUAAAUUAUAUACAUCUAUUUUAAAUGUCCGUAUCACGAACUGGGCAAAUAUAUGGAGUAAAGUUCCCGAAACACAAGCAGGC